This is a messenger RNA of Glycine soja, 474 nucleotides long. Its product is annotated as putative methyltransferase At1g22800, mitochondrial. The coding region runs from base 1 to 474 and encodes 157 amino acids. NCBI's taxonomy places the organism in Eukaryota, Viridiplantae, Streptophyta, Magnoliopsida, Fabales, Fabaceae. Gene Ontology annotation, biological process: mitochondrial respiratory chain complex I assembly. Gene Ontology annotation, cellular component: mitochondrion. The record is from RefSeq and is a predicted model, not a curated record. The transcript has 6 exons.
AUGGAUGACUCCUAUGAUAUGCUUCAAGCCUGUAAAAAUGCUCACCACAAUGCCGCAGUCGAGACCCACUUUCUUGUUGCUGACCAAGACUCUGUGGAUUUGGUUGUUAGUUGCUUGGGACUACACUGGACUAAUCUGCCUGGAGCAAUGAUACAGUCUAGAUUGGCAUUGAAGCCUGAUGGCUUAUUUUUAGCAGUUAUUCUUGGUGGAGAAACAUUGAAGAAGCUCAAAAUAGCUUGUACGUUGGCACAAAUGGAGCGUGAAGGAGGGAUCAGUCCCCGAGUAUCACCUUUGGCACAGGAUGAUGUGGUUAUGUGUUACUUGUCAUUGUCUCUUGGCAAUGCCAUAAUGAAUUCCAUGAUUUUGUGUAAAAGUAACUUUAUUUUGAAGCAAAUAGCUAGUAUAAGAAAGCUGGAACUAAGACCUUCUGUCCUCCAUUUUCAGGUUCGAGAUGCUGUGAAUCUUUUUGACUAG